CACUAGUUUACGUAGCGUGGAUUUUAAGCGGAGGAAUUAUUUAUUUAUAAACUGACGCAAAGGCGCUAAAUCUAAAAUAAACCGCUAAUAAAAUGUUAUAACCUAACACGCAUACAAUGGUGAAGCAGCUACACGCAUGAGAGAAAUAAAAUGGCUCCCCGCGUUAAACUGGAUAAAGCCGCGUGGCUGUGGGUGGAAACUGUCAAACCAGAAGACAUAAAGCAGGAGCAUAUAGAGCUAGCAUAUCGAAUCAACAUCCCGGCCUGCAAGAGGGGAAUCUGCAGGAGGAAUUGCAAAGGGAAUCCCAACUGUCUGGUUGGGAUUGGGGAACAGGUGUGGCUUGGAGAGAUUGAUGAAAACACUUUCCAUAAUAUUGAUGAUCCAAAUUCUGAACGCAGAGAAAAGAACAUUUUUGUUGGCCUGACCAACCUUGGUGCAACUUGUUAUGUCAACACAUUCCUGCAAGUGUGGUUCCAUAACCUGGAGCUUCGUAGUAGCCUCUAUCAGUGUCAGAAUUCCCGGGCACAGGAACACAAUGUUGAUUCUGAUUAUGAACCACAAUCCAUAUGUGAGCACCUGCAGUACCUAUUUGCCCUCCUGCAAAAUAGCAACAGAAAGUACAUUGACCCGUCAGGCCUGGUGAAAGCACUGGGUCUGGAUACAGGACAGCAGCAGGUAAACCCCCUGCAGACCUGCUCUGUCAGGACCAGAAGUUUAUUUAAAGCCUUUCAAAUUAAAAGUAAGAUAGAAGAGAAGCUGGAUGGAGAGAACCGCUACUUCUGUGAAAACUGCCAGAGCAAACAGAACGCCACCCGGAGGAUCAGACUUCACAGCCUCCCUCCGACCCUCAACCUGCAGCUCAUGCGCUUUGUCUUUGACAGACAAACGGGUCUAAAGAAGAAGCUCAACACUUUUAUCAAUUUUCCUGAGCAGCUGGACAUGGAACCUUUCUUGGAACGAAAACUAGACCAGAGUUCUGUCUAUGAGCUGAGUGCGGUGCUGAUCCACCGAGGCAUCAGCGCCUACUCGGGACACUACAUCGCCCACGUCAAGGACGCUCUUACCGGCGACUGGUACAAAUUCAACGAUGAGGAGAUCGAAAAAAUGGAAGGAAAGAAGCUGCAGCUUGGAAUUGAAGAGGACAUCGCUGAAACAGGAAAAACCCAAUCCAGAAAACCCAAAUGCAGUAAAGGCUACCACUGCUCUAGAAACGCCUACAUGCUGGUAUACAAGGUCCAGGAGGAGAAGAGCUCAGAACCUUCCAGGACUAACGUCGAGGUCCCAGCAUUCCUUCAGAAGUUGGUCGACCAAGACAACCAUAAGUUUGAAGAGUGGUGCAUGGAGAUGGCCAACAUGAGAAAGCAGAGUGUGGAUAAGGGCAGGGCCAAGCAUGAAGAGGUGAAGGAGCUCUACGACCUUCUACCUGCAAAAGACGGAGAACCAUUUGAGUUUAUCCCCCUGGAGUGGCUGAAGAAGUGGCUCGAUGACUCCACUGCCACCAAGGAAAUUGACAACUCCAUUUUUCUUUGUUCUCAUGGAAAGCUGCACCCAGACAAGAUGGCAGAUAUCAAGAGGGUUUCUCUGCAAGCAGCCAAACUCUUGUACGAACGCUACGGUGGCGGACCAAGACUUGACAGUUGUUCUCUGUGUAGAGACUGUGUCAGCGAGCGGUGCAGGGUGCUGCGGCUAAAAAGACAGCUCGAUGAAGACUACAAAGGGAUUUCUAAUCUAGUAAAGCGCACAUCCAAUGGUGAAGGCUACUGGGUGGGAAAGGCAUCUUUGCGUGGCUGGAGGCAGCUGGCUUUGGAACAGCUGGAAGAAGAUGAGCAUGAAACCAAACACAGCAAUGGCAGGACCAACGGCCAGGGACCGCACGCUAACAAGUUCAGCUCAGACGUCUCCGAAGGGACUGAAGACGAGACGAAGACGUUCAAUGAAGNUUGGAGUAUUUGUCUCUCCUCAUAA
Molecule: messenger RNA, 1965 nt
Organism: Cyprinodon variegatus (sheepshead minnow)
Lineage: Eukaryota; Metazoa; Chordata; Actinopteri; Cyprinodontiformes; Cyprinodontidae
Product: ubiquitin carboxyl-terminal hydrolase 48-like
Exons: 14
Coding region: 151-1965 (604 amino acids)
Biological process (GO): protein deubiquitination
Cellular component (GO): cytosol; nucleus
Molecular function (GO): cysteine-type deubiquitinase activity; cysteine-type endopeptidase activity
Source: RefSeq, a predicted model, not a curated record